Messenger RNA from Sclerotinia sclerotiorum 1980 UF-70, 1518 nucleotides. RefSeq lists its product as hypothetical. Gene Ontology annotation, molecular function: transmembrane transporter activity. The record is from RefSeq and is a predicted model, not a curated record. The transcript is spliced from 5 exons. NCBI's taxonomy places the organism in Eukaryota, Fungi, Ascomycota, Leotiomycetes, Helotiales, Sclerotiniaceae. Gene Ontology annotation, biological process: transmembrane transport. The coding region runs from base 1 to 1518 and encodes 505 amino acids.
AUGGCUUCUACCGAUAAUGCCGAGAAGAAGAUCGAUGAGAGUACCAGGGCUUCAGAUUCAUCCAAUAUUGAGAAGGGUGAUGUCAUUCCACGAAAUGAAAACGCUGCGACGAGACACGAAGACCAAACAAUCGCUAUUCUCGAACUCGUAAAAGCCCAAGAUGUUCAUCAUCCUAUGCAUUGGUCCGCCUUCAAACGAUGGGGUAUCGUGCUUAUUUACUGUAUGUUGCAGACUUUUGUUGCACUUACCAGUACAACUUAUGUCUCCGCCGAGUUCUUGAUACAAGAGAAGUUUGGAGGGACGACUCAAGUUGUUACUCUGGGCCAGAGUAUGUUCAUUUUGGGAACAGCGGUCGGUCCUAUAUUCUUGGGUCCAUUAUCUGAUCUUGGUGGCCGUAAAUGGAUUUAUGUCAUUAGCAUUGCAUUCUAUGCAAUUUUGAACUUUGGAACCGCAUAUGCUCUUAAUCUUCCUAUGCUCAUCAUCUUCAUGUUCCUUGCGGGCACAGCUGGCUCUACUGCCCUUUCGAAUGUAGCUGGUACAAUUGCGGAUUUGUUUGGAGAUAUUGAUGGUGCUGGACAAGCAAUGGCACUUUUCGUCAUGUCUGCAAAUAUUGGUCCAUCUCUCGGUUCCCCCGUGGGGGAGUGGAUAGCGGAUAACUCGAACAUGGGUCUUAAAUGGAUCUUCUUAAUCAAUGUAAUUAUUGGUUUUGCAUUCGCUAUCAUCAUGUGUUUCAUUCCAGAAACAUUACCAAGAUUGGUUAUCGCCAAAGCAGCCGCAAAGAAUCAAACCGUUGAUGAUCAAGAAGCUGCUAUCUUGACAAGCAAACUCAACGUUCUUCAAGAAAUGAAGUUUAUCACGACCAUGACAUUCAGAAUUAUGUUCACGGAACCAGUGGUUUUAUUCCUUGGCUUGUACAAUGGUUUCGCUUACGGUAUCCUCUUCUUAUACCUUGAUGGAGUAUUUGAUGUUUUCGUCGUCAAUAACGGUCUCUCUUACAUCGGUGCGGAUCUCACGUACCUCAACUUCGUCGUCGGAGUAGUCGUCAUGUUCCUCUUCGUUCCGGUUCAAACUUGGUUCUACGCGAGAGAUCGUAAGAAGCAUGGUAUCAACCGACCAGAAGCUAGAUUCCUCACUUCUUUAGUUACCGUCUGGCUUUUCCCAGUCACACUCCUUUGGUUCGCUUUCACCUCUGAUGGAAGCGUAUCUUAUUGGUCACCAGUUGUCGCGGGUGGUGUUCUUGGUUUUGCAGAUCCAUUAUUAUGGCUCAGUAUGCUUAACUACAUUACUGACUCCUAUCCCAACGUCGCCGGUGCCGCGAUCGCAGCUUUCCUCAUUCCGUCCUUUGCUCUCGCAGCUGGUCUUGCUCAUCUCGGUGUCCUCAUGUUCGAUAAUAUGUCGACGAAAUGGGCUAUGGGUACUAUUGGAUUCAUUAGUAUUGGCCUGUGUGCGUUGAUUUACUUUAUCUAUUUCUUUGGUGCGAAAGUAAGAGCAAGAUCGAAGCUUGCGAGAAGAUUUUAG